Messenger RNA from Camellia sinensis, 2485 nucleotides. Its product is annotated as wall-associated receptor kinase 5. Gene Ontology annotation, biological process: cell surface receptor signaling pathway; protein phosphorylation. The record is from RefSeq and is a predicted model, not a curated record. Lineage: Eukaryota; Viridiplantae; Streptophyta; Magnoliopsida; Ericales; Theaceae. Gene Ontology annotation, cellular component: plasma membrane. Gene Ontology annotation, molecular function: protein serine/threonine kinase activity; polysaccharide binding; calcium ion binding.
UGUUCAUCUUCAUCCUCAAUAAAACAUGAAAAAAGCCAUGUUUUCACCCCUUGGUUCAUUCUUUCUCCUCCUCUCCUGCCUUUCCUUGGCCUCUACAGCCUCCACCAGCUCCACCGCCAACGCUACCACCAUCGCCAAACCCGGCUGCCAAAGCCAAUGUGGAAACCUAACAGUUCCAUACCCAUUUGGCAUUGGCAUCGGAUCAGGCUGUUCCAUAGACCCAGUUUUCGACAUCAACUGCAACACUUCUUUCAACCCUCCAAAACCCUUCUUAGAAACCGGCAACCUCGAGGUAAUAAGCUUAUCAGACACCCAAAUCCGCAUCAAGAACUGGGUUGCCUCUCGCUGCUACAACCAAACGGGUGGCAUAACGAGCGAAAACAUCGUGUGGAUUGAUCUCCCAGCAUAUUACCUCACUUUCUCCGACACUGCUAACAAGUUCACCGUCAUAGGUUGCGAUGACUUCGCCCUCAUAUCUGGCUCAGAAGGUCGAAACUUCACUAGUGGUUGUGUUUCACUUUGCUCCAAAAGCGAGGACGUGCUUAGUGGGUAUUGCUCGGGAAUCGGAUGUUGUCAAACCUCUAUACCCAAAGGCCUUAAAAAGUUCUUAACUUCGCUUAGUACUUUGAAAAACCACACAACUGUUUGGCCUUUUGAUCCUUGCAGCUAUGCUUUUUUGGGUGAGCAGGAUGUAUUUAAUUUUCGAGGUGCAUCGGAUCUUUCUGAUCUGAGUUUCAUGAACAGGACGAGAGAUUAUGUUCCGGUGGUGAUUGACUGGGUGGUUGGUAAAAACCAGAACUGCAGCCAAGCCAUGAACUCGAAUGCCAUGGUGUGCCAGCAGAACAGUACCUGCGUUGACUUGGAUAGCAGUCUUGGAGGGUACCGAUGCAGCUGCAACCAAGGUUAUCAGGGCAAUCCUUAUCUCAGUCCCGGCUGCCAAGAUAUUAAUGAGUGUGCCAAUUCUAACAUGAAUGACUGUGACACAAAUGCAAUUUGCAUCGACACUCCGGGGAGUUAUAAUUGUACUUGCCCUCAUGGAUACUUUGGUGAUGGCAGAAAAGAUGGGCACGGUUGCAUUGCCGUUAACUCACAAUUCCCGGUGGUGAAGUUCUCCCUAGGUUUGAGCUUUGGCUUCUUGUCCAUAGUAAUUGCCAUAACUUGGUUAUAUUUUAGCAUCAAGAAAAGGAAGCGUUUCAAACUCAGGGAGAAAUUCUUUGAACAGAAUGGUGGAAUGUUGAUGAAACAACAAAUUUCAUCAAACCAGGGAGGCGUGGAGUCGUCAAAAAUAUUUACAGCAGAUGAGCUAGAAAAGGCCACCAACAACUACGCUGAGGAUCGAAUCCUAGGCCGAGGUGGUUAUGGAGUUGUUUACAAAGGGAUUAUGCACGAUCAACGCAUAGUUGCAAUUAAGAAAUCUAGAAUAAUGGAUGAGAGCCAAAUAGAGCAAUUCAUCAAUGAGGUUGUCAUUCUCACACAAGUCAACCAUAGAAAUGUGGUGAAGCUCAUGGGUUGUUGUUUGGAAACUGAAGUUCCCUUAUUGGUUUAUGAAUAUGUUUCGAAUGGCACUCUUUUCCACCACAUCCACAAAAAUGGAGGAAUACCAUGGUUUUCUUGGCAGAAUCGCUUAAGAAUCGCAUCUGAGGCCGCCGGUGCACUUUCUUAUCUUCAUUCUGCUGCUUCAAUGCCCAUCAUACACCGAGAUGUCAAGUCAGCCAACAUACUCUUAGACGAUAACUACACUGCAAAAAUAUCAGAUUUUGGAGCUUCAAGACUAGUUCCCUUGGAUCAAACUCAAGUAACCACCCUAGUCCAAGGGACAUUAGGUUAUUUAGAUCCCGAGUACUUCCACACGAGCCAAUUAACAGAAAAGAGCGAUGUUUACAGCUUCGGGAUAGUUCUUGCUGAACUUUUAACCAGGAAGAAACCAAUUUGCAUGGAGAGAACUCAAGAAGAAAGAAAUCUAGCUACGUAUUUCAUCAUGUCGAUCAAAGAAAACCGCUUGUUUCAAAUUCUUGAUCCAAGAGUGAUCAGGGAAGGGACAUUGGAGCAACUUCAAGCUGUUGCUGAGCUUGUGAAGAGGUGUUUAAACAUGAAUGGUGAAGAUAGGCCUACAAUGAAGGAAGUGGCAAUGGAAUUGGAAGGGUUAAGGAAGUUUGCAAGACAUCCAUGGGUUAAUCAAGAAAUCCAAGAAGAGACAGAGGGGUUAAUGAGUGAACCAUCAGACCUUUACACUGUACAAAUGAACUCAUAUAAUACAAGUACUACUCAUGGUGAAAUCUCUGGACAGUACAGUUUGGACAGUGGUAUGAUAUUCCCAAUCAACAGCCCUCGUUAACUUUCGAUCAUUUCCUUUUGAUUUGUAGUAUAAUAAGGUGAAGUAAGCUCAUGUAUGCUUAUACUUUUCCUAGGUUUAUUUGUAUGUGUUUUGCCAUUUGUUUGAUGCCACUUUGUAUAUUUUAACAUGGUUUGCAUUUUCUUUUCAUAA